AUGAAAAAGUAAUCUUCACAUCAUUCUAAGACUGAGCCUUCAAUUCGCAAGUCUAAUAAAACACCCACAAGUCCCAUAAUCAAUCUUAAGGCUGACGAUUAAUUGACACAAAGUCAAAUUAACUAUGACUUUCUAAAAACAUAAUAAUCGUUUCGCAGUUCUGCAAGUCCAUAGGCUUAGAAUUCAUCUCUAAGUUCUAAAGCAACAUACUCUGCAAAGACUCUAAUGUAAAAUAACUAAAAAAAAUAAAUGCAGAUCUUAUCAAAAUAGAGAAUGUAAAAUAUGCAUGAACGUUCAAUAAUAAAAGUGAUGGGUCUGAAUAUGGAGGCUAUUUGUCACAGGAGAAAUCAUGAAAACAAUAAAAUGUUAUACUUUUGUCAAUACUCCGAUUGCAAGGCUGAUAGUAGAAUAGGUUGUUCAUAUUGUUUAGUAGAAUAGCAUAGUGAUCAUUCCACACAGAUAAUGGAAGUGUAGACAUUCUGUAAAUUAUUCGAUGAUAAAAAAAAACAAUUUAUGAACUUAAGUGAAUCUAUCCUCAAGCCACCUGAUAAAACACCAGAAAUCAAAUUUUAUUUUGAUUAACUAAAACAGUAUCUGUUAGAUCGUUUGGUUUUUAUAGAAAAGAAUGUUUUAUAAUCAAUGAACUAGUAAUUAGAAUGGAAUCAACUAGAAAAAGAAUUAUUAAAUCAAAUAAUUAGUUUAGGUUCUAAGAAUAUAUAUGAAAUGUCUUAAGACGAAUUAAAGGAGAGUUUAGAUUUUAUCUAAGGAAAACACCUUUAAGAGUUAGAAUAGAUGAAAUAAGAAACAAACCAUUAUUUGGGUUAAAAAAUAAGUUAAGUUGAAAAAGCAUGGAAUGAAUAUAAAAAAUAAUUAGAAGUUGAUCUCAGUCAUCUUUUAGAUGAAAAUAAUAAAUUAGUAUUCUUAGAUCCUCAAAGUAAAGAAUUCCUAGAAUACAAAUUAAAUUUUUAUGAAUAAAAGGAAAAGAAAGUUAAAGAAAUGCGAUAGCCCUAUUUUACAUAAUUAGAAGUAAUUAAGGAGGAAGAGUAAUAUUAAUAGGAGACCUUGAAAAAGAUAAUGAGUCUAUAGAAUUCAGAUUUUAAUUUAAAAGAUGAAGAAAAUAAGAAGGAAAAGGACAAAGUCACCAAGGCUGAAUAAUUCUUAAAACAAUAAAAAUAUAUAAAAUAACGUGAAAAAGAGAGGGAAAAAGAGAGAGAAAAAGAGAGAGAAAGAGAGAAACUACUUUUGACAUUUCCAUAUAAAAUAUACACAGAAGAAUGUGGUCACAGAGUUUAAUGUAAUACAAUUCCCAUCUUUGGAUGUUGUAACAAAGCCUAUCCAUGUGCUAAAUGUCAUGGGAAUAUUGCUCAUCCUGCAAGGAUUCAAGUGCCUAGCUAUAGGUAUUGUAUGAAAUGUCUUGAAAUCUAUCUUGUAAUGUAUCCCACUAAUUAUUCUGUGAAUUGUCUGAAAUGUUAAAAAUGA
Messenger RNA from Paramecium tetraurelia, 1479 nucleotides. RefSeq lists its product as uncharacterized. The record is from RefSeq and is a predicted model, not a curated record. The transcript is spliced from 3 exons. Gene Ontology annotation, molecular function: zinc ion binding. Lineage: Eukaryota; Ciliophora; Oligohymenophorea; Peniculida; Parameciidae.